UUGUUUUCGGACCUUCGAAGCCUUGCGGGUACAACCCUCAUGAAUUUACUUGCAGCUUUGUUUAUGGUACAGCUUCUGUUUAUUGUUGGUGUUGGUGGUGUUCAUGAUUCCGAGCUGUGUAUAUCACUGGGUUUGAGCCUUCAAUAUUUGAGGGUAUCAGUUGUAUGUUGGCUUGCGGCAAUGUGCCAUCAUUUAUACGCAACAGUCGCUUCAUUACCUAGCAGGGAUGAUCCACCAACAUAUCUUAAAUAUAGUUUAUUUGCCUGGGGUGCACCUUUAAUAACACUACUCGGUGCUAUUCAUAUACAACGACAAGAAAAAAAUGAUAUUUGGAACGUUAAGGAUUUGACACCCUUCAACUGCUGGUUUCUUGGAGCAAAAGCAACUGUUUACACUUACGGUUUGCCGAUUAUUGUACUUCUCCUUAUCUCCGGAUAUUAUCUCGUCAAGGCAGCAAUUGUUUCAAGAUAUACCUGCAGUAUGCAACUUGAAGUAAAACAACGUGAAAAAAUGAAAAGAAGACGAUCAUUGCAGUUGGUGUUGUUUUUGAAAAUAUGCAUGAUCAUUGGGCUAAUUGCUGGUUGUGGUAUUGCUGCUAGAGUCUGGAAAGUUCCUGUUUUUUGGGCAAUUUUUUGCACUGGUCAUUCACUCCAGGGACUUUGUGUUGCUGUAUCUGUUGCUUGCAAUUGUCACAUUGUCAAGGUUUAUUCUAGAAAGCAAAAACAAUCAAAACAACAGAUUGCAAAAUCAUCGAGUAUGCAACUUUUGGCACCACAACCAGAUCCAGUAUAGGAUAACAAUACAGCCAACAGAAUGCUGUUCCAAAUUUACUUGGAAAUAUUAAUAUCAAAAGCAGAUAAAUCAACAAAAAAAAAAUAGCAGCAACGUCUCAAAGAAUAAAAUAUUUUUACACAUAUUUGUUUGAAAAUAUUAACAGUCUUUUUUGUUUUCUCAGUGUUCGAUGAUCUGAACAUAAAAUAUAUAUAUUCCAAGUAGAUUUACGAUAUGAUAAAAUAGUGAUAAAAAAAAUAAUAAAAAUAGUAGUAGAUGUAAAUAAAAUUGAGAAACAUUGAGUCUACGGAUAGCUUUACAUAUCAAAAUGAAAAAAAAAAACAAAUAAAAUUGCUGCAUCAACAUUUUUUUCAUGCAAAGAAAAAAAAAAAAUAAAUCUGUGACCUAGGUUUUUUUAUGAUAAUUUUUUAGACAAUAUAUUUAGAAAAAUUAUAUAAUUUAAAUAAUUUUUCAAACUCAUCAUCAUCAAAUAAAUAUUUAAUUGUUAAAAUUAAUUAAAAAAAAAAAAAAAACUUCAAUGUACUUGUCAACUAUUAAAAGUAUUUUGAAAUUAA
Aphidius gifuensis is the source of this 1346-nucleotide messenger RNA. Its product is annotated as latrophilin-like protein LAT-2. The record is from RefSeq and is a predicted model, not a curated record. NCBI's taxonomy places the organism in Eukaryota, Metazoa, Arthropoda, Insecta, Hymenoptera, Braconidae. Bases 40 to 792 code for a protein of 250 amino acids. The transcript is spliced from 6 exons. Gene Ontology annotation, biological process: G protein-coupled receptor signaling pathway; cell surface receptor signaling pathway. Gene Ontology annotation, cellular component: membrane. Gene Ontology annotation, molecular function: G protein-coupled receptor activity.